GUUUUUUUCUCCCUCAGGAUUCUUACACACUUUUGUCCAAGAGCUGGAACAAAGGAGGAGCCAUGCCUUUCCUCCAUGGCUUUCGCAGGAUCAUCUAUGAGUACCAGCCCCUGGUGGACGCUGUGCUGUGUGUGGUGGGGCUGGAGGAGGGAGCUGCUGGUCAGGACCACAGGUCCAGCAGCCGGGAGGAUGAGGACAGUGUAUGUAGCUCCCUAGUGGAGCUGCUGGAGAGAGAGUCCCAGUCUGCUGUGUUUUUGGAAGGCAUCAGCUAUGCUUUAUUUAAGGUGGCUGAGAGGGGGCUGGUACAUGCCGCUGAAAUCCUUCUGCGCUACGGAGCUGAUGUCAACUUUGAAGACCCAGUGUCUUACUACAAUCCACUACACAUAGCAGUUCUAAGGAACAGGCCAAGCAUCGUGAGGCUGCUGGUCGGGCAUGGAGCUGACAUUGAAAAGAGGGACAGGAUCCAUGAGAGCAGUCCCUUGGAUCUUGCCAGUGAAGAAUCGGAGCGACUGCCCUGCCUGCUUGCCUUGCUGGAUUUGGGAGCUGAUGUGAACGCAAGGGAUAAAAAUGGAAAGACGCCCUUACUCCAUGCCUUGGCAAGCAGCGAUGGGCUCACCGUGCACAACACAGAGAACAUCCGACUUCUGCUGCAGAGAGGUGCUGAUGUUCAUGCUGCCACUACAGAUGGAGAGACAGCUGAGUCCUCUUUGGUGUUUCUGGUCAAAGAAGCUCUGGAGGCCAAUGUGGAGGAUGCUGCUGAGAUCGGAAACUUCUGCCUGAGAGCCACCCAGCUACUUCUUGCCCACGGUGCCGACCCCAGCUGCUGUCUGAAUGAGGACGGCGAGCCCUCCCUGACACAGACGAGCUUGGAGCACUUUGACCUGCUCUUCCCACUGGCUGUGCUGUUACUCCAGAGUGGAGCCUCUUUUGUCUGCUCCUACCACGGUGCCACCUGCUGGUCAGGUUACAAGCUGCUUUUCCACAGGCUCCAGACAGCCCUGCAGCAGUGUUCUGACAAAGAUCAUGUUUCUGAGCUCCUGGAGCAGGCUGAGUUCUUGCUCGACUUAGCCAGGGUGAACUUCCCCACACUGCCUCUUCCUCCCAGGCUGGAGCUUCCUGCUCCCAGCCAGGACACUCACUCCCACACCCAGGCUCUGUUGGAUCUCCACAGGCGUGUGGUGGAGCAGGAGGCCAGCCCUCCGGCUUUACGGUGCCUCUGCAGGGUGUUCAUAAGGAGCCACCUGCAGCCCUGGCCCCUGGAAGAUAGAGUAAAGGCCCUGCCACUUCCAGACAGACUGAAAGACUUUCUUCUCCCUGAACACACAUAUAGUCCAAAGCCCGGCUGGGACUGCUUCAGGCCACAGCACAGCCUACGCUGAAGACAUAGGCCACUAUCUGCCACUGGCUAUGUUUAGAUACACCUUAAAUCUGAAAAGAGAGACUGAACAGGCCUGUAAUAGUUUGGCUAAAAUGCAUUUAUGUAUGAAUGCAACUUAAACCUGCAACUUUUAUGAUGAGCUACACUGAGGCCUUUUUCUGGUGUUGAAGCCACCUGUGUGUAUGGUCUGUGCCAAAUCAACAGUGUAUGUAUGUUUACUUAAGGACAAAAGAUCCCAUUGUGAACAAAUAAGCUGCUGAGGUUGUACAUCUGUUGUGGUUGUGAUUUGAUUAAACCACUGUACAGUGAGCAAACCAUAACCAUUUGUAAAGGGAGUUGCAAUGUGGUAUAAAAGCCACCUGAUGGCAGUGUUGCUCUUGCCUAUCAAACUGAGCUUGAACGUCAGGGUCAGUGAUUUAGUUAUUCACAGUACAACCUAUGAAAGUUGUAUCAGUGCAGUGGAACCUAUCUGUGUUUUCUGUCCUCAACUCUUUUGUGAUGUGCUAGAGAACUACCUUUGUGUGUGUUUUCACUGUGCAUUAAACUGGACCAAUAAACCAGUCAUGCCACUCUGAAACCGUGUCCUCAUUAGCAAUGAUAUUAUGUUCAAUAGUAACAGUUGAUUUUAUUUCAUGUUUCUCAAUAUAUUACUGUUGUCUAACAACCACGGAGAAGCAGUGCAGUGCUGAAGAUGACUAUAUUAUACUUGGUGACUACCUAUUAGGGAAUAAUGUAAUUGUUACAAUGUGUACUCGCCUCCAGAAUGUGUUCAGUAU
Messenger RNA from Myripristis murdjan (pinecone soldierfish), 2154 nucleotides. RefSeq names its product ankyrin repeat and SOCS box containing 6 (gene asb6). Gene Ontology annotation, molecular function: protein binding. NCBI's taxonomy places the organism in Eukaryota, Metazoa, Chordata, Actinopteri, Holocentriformes, Holocentridae. Gene Ontology annotation, biological process: intracellular signal transduction. The coding region runs from base 63 to 1379 and encodes 438 amino acids. The record is from RefSeq and is a predicted model, not a curated record. The transcript is spliced from 7 exons.